This is a messenger RNA of Penicillium argentinense, 2526 nucleotides long. Its product is annotated as Zn(II)2Cys6 transcription factor. Gene Ontology annotation, cellular component: nucleus. The coding region runs from base 1 to 2526 and encodes 841 amino acids. Gene Ontology annotation, biological process: positive regulation of transcription from RNA polymerase II promoter by galactose; DNA-templated transcription. The transcript has 6 exons. Lineage: Eukaryota; Fungi; Ascomycota; Eurotiomycetes; Eurotiales; Aspergillaceae. The record is from RefSeq and is a predicted model, not a curated record. Gene Ontology annotation, molecular function: DNA-binding transcription factor activity, RNA polymerase II-specific; zinc ion binding; RNA polymerase II cis-regulatory region sequence-specific DNA binding.
AUGCAAGAUCAAGCUGGUCCGGAGUGCGGAGGAUCCUUUCGUGAAGUGCAGGAUCCGGAAUUUUCACGCACAAGGCCUGCACAACUCAAAUCGCUGGGCAGCCGUCGCCGACAUGCCUGCGAUCGUUGUCGUAGGCAGAAACUGAAGUGUGAUGUUGAAAAACCAUGCUCUCUAUGCCUACGUUCUGGCUUUGCCUGUGAGACAACAUCGGCUCCGUUGAGAAAUUACUUAUUCACUACUUAUAGAAAGUCUAAACGAUCUACAAAAGCUAUGGAGGAGCGGCGCAAAAUUGUACAACACGUGCAGUCUGAUAUGCCUGAAACCUCAAGGGCAAGCCCUCGAGGUCUCGAUACUCCCCGAGGGUCGUUGAACGUAGCUCGGUCUUGCUCGAAUAUCCCCUCGGACACUGACAUCCAGCCUGACAUCCCCCAGCAGCCACCUAGACAUGCCCAAGCAUCUGCGGUGGAAUUGACUGAUGAGCUUUUUCAUCUACAUGGUCAAGGAUCGAUCAACUCACCUACAACUUACAACAAUACUUCCGCCCUUCCUGGUGGGACCUCCGUCGAUAGUCCUUAUCUGGCAACCGGGCAGAUGAUGGGAAAAACUAGCCUUUCUUCCCACUUUCCCGGUCUUUGUCUUCCAUCCCGCCCAGUCUGUGACUUCCUGCUCCAAUCUUACUGGAGAUCUGUGCAUUGGUUCAUGAUGCUUUUUUAUAAGCCUUCCUUCGAACGCGAGUACAGGCAGAUCGUUGACAAUCAAUACGUGACUGCUCGACAGAAGGGUACAGCGGUGUUAAUUCUGAUGGUCCUUGCCAUAGGGGCAAGGUAUGCCUCGGACGACCAACGCUCGAAAGUUGGCAUUUCCAAGGAAGAGCUAUCCUCUCUCCAGAGAGAUAUGCUCAACCAGAUUCGAUUGCACUAUUUCGAAGUUUUGGACAGCGGGGGCGUGGAAUGUGUUCAAUUAUGCAUUUUGCUAAGCACUUAUUACCUUUAUAAUGGCAAGCCGAAUCUAGCAUUGCCUAUUCUUGGUGCGGGGGUCCACAGUGCGCAGGCACAGGGUCUGCAUAAGGAGAGUCUUUGGGGCCCCGCAACUGAGAUAGUUCUCGAAGUCCGCAAGCGAACUUGGUGGGCUCUAUAUGUCCUCGACAGGUUCGCUUCAAUCACCUAUGGUCGGCCGUCAUCGAUCAAUGACGUUUAUUGCGCUGUGAGCAUGCCACGAGACAUGGAUGACAUCUUGGCUGCGCAUCCAUUGCUGAAUAUGAUUGAGAGCCCCGCGAGCAAUUCCUCAGCCAGAGUCACGCUGGGUUCAUACCAACGGCACAAAUUCGAUCUGUACUCUAUUGCAACCGCCGUCAUUGGCAAUAUUCACAAUGUGAAUGUCUCUGGUUCGGAAGCUGCAAUGAAUCAAGCCGCCGAAAUCAAUACUAAGCUGGUGGACUGGUUUGACCGACUCCCUGAGGAGUUAAGGCUGGAGCACAAUGCCGAUUUGGCCAUGGGAAGUUUGACAAGCGCCGAGGUCGAGAUCUGCCAGCUAUUUCAACUGCAGGCACUGGCCCUUCAGCUGGCCUAUGAUAAUAUCCAAAUAAUCUUACACCGCCCGUUUAUUCGAUGUACUCGACGCUUACCCGUGUCGUCUGGCUUGCGCGACUCGGAUGCGCGCCCAACAAGUUUUGAACAGUGCAGGCACUGCGCUCGCCGCACCUGCAGCAUACUACCAAGAUAUGCUAAAGUUGUCUAUGCAGCACAAAACACUCAUGCGGUGGCAUAUAUUGCCAUGCAAAAUUUUACUGCAGGUGUCACCUUGGCAAUGGUUGCGCUGUCUGACCCCGGCUCAGAACAGGCUAUCGAUGCCAAAAGAGGUGUCGCGAAUUCAAUAUCGUUGCAACAAACGAUCGCUGCCUCAUCCAUAGUUCCAUCGCAGACGGUCAGUGUCCUCAAAGGGCUCUUCCAGCUAAUGUUCAGGCAUGAAAUGGAGUCAUUGCUAGUGAAUUCGCCACGAUUUUUGAACAGUCCUAGUCCGACGGACGGGCCACCAAACCAUGCACGUGAGGCCGACGAUCUUCAGGCGUCUGACAGAAUGCAUUUUUCUACGAAUCAUCGAUUUGAUCGAACACUAUCGGGUGGAAGCCAGGAGGACUCAGAGCUGCCAUCAAGCAUCAUUGGAACAGACGAUAGAUCUCAGCUUUCCCUCAGCGGCCAGGCAGCGAUGAAUCUCGACCUUAGCCAGGAUAUUCCCAUUUCGUCCUUUCAUUCGGGCAUUGAUCAAGCACUAGAGUCGGUGCAUCAAGUACUAUGGGAGAAUUACCAUCCCAUCGUACAUCCAGGAGCUUACGUCCCGGAAACCUCCGGCCCGCAGGCUGAUAUUUGCGGUCGAGCGAGGCCAAGCGUGGCUGCUGUCGCAGAAGAGAACAAUCGCCUUUCCCUGACAAAUCCGCUGACUUCCCUGGCUGAUCCUGCCAGCCAGGGUUUGAACACCGUGAAUGACUCCUUCCUAGGUCAGAGCUGGGUAUGGAACCAGCCGGACUGA